Messenger RNA from Entamoeba dispar SAW760, 447 nucleotides. RefSeq lists its product as uncharacterized. The record is from RefSeq and is a predicted model, not a curated record. Lineage: Eukaryota; Evosea; Mastigamoebida; Endamoebidae. The annotation marks the transcript as partial. Gene Ontology annotation, biological process: protein deneddylation. The transcript is spliced from 2 exons. Gene Ontology annotation, cellular component: COP9 signalosome.
AUGUUUGAUGAUGAUGAUAUGAUGUUUGAUGACGAAGGGGAAGUCAUUGAUGAUGAAGAAGUUGGCAUUGAAAAUAAAUUUUAUGAUGCUAAAAAUGACAUGGAAACAAAUUUAGAAGGGGCCAUUGAAAGUUUCAGAGAGAUUGUUCAAGAAGAUGCUGAAAAGAAGACUGAAUGGGGAUAUAAGUCAUUGAGAAAAUUAUGUAGAUAUUAUGGUAAAGCAAACAAUGAAGAAGAAUUUAAAACAUAUUUUGUACAAUUUUUAGAAUAUUUAAAUAUUCCAGCAGUUUCUAAAGCUGAGAAAGGGUUAUUCCUUAUUUUAGGAGAUAUAAAUGGAAUGAGAAAUGAAGUGGUUAUUGAAAUAGUAAAUAAAGCAAUUGAAAUUUGUGAAAAGAAUUCUAAUUUUAGUAGAAUUGUAUUUAAGUUAAAUAUUAAAAAAGCUAGUACU